This is a messenger RNA of Gymnodraco acuticeps, 3673 nucleotides long. Its product is annotated as ras-specific guanine nucleotide-releasing factor RalGPS1-like. Gene Ontology annotation, molecular function: guanyl-nucleotide exchange factor activity. Gene Ontology annotation, biological process: positive regulation of GTPase activity; Ras protein signal transduction. The record is from RefSeq and is a predicted model, not a curated record. Lineage: Eukaryota; Metazoa; Chordata; Actinopteri; Perciformes; Bathydraconidae. Gene Ontology annotation, cellular component: plasma membrane.
AAACUGUUGGAGUUGAACAACCUUCACUCCCUGGUGUCGGUGGUGUCCGCUCUGACGAGCGCUCCUAUCUUCAGACUCAGCAAAACCUGGGCGUUGAUCAGUCGGAAAGACAAGGGCACAUUUGAGAAGCUCAACUAUCUGACAUCCAAGGAGGAGAACUACACCUGCAUGAGGGAAUACAUCCGCUCCCUGAAGAUGGUGCCCUGCAUCCCAUACCUCGGGAUCUACCUGUUGGACAUGAUCUACAUCGACUCAGCCUAUCCUGCUUCAGACAGCAUCAUCGAGACGGAGCAGCGGACCAACAAGAUGAACAACCUCCUGAGGGUCAUCUCCGACCUGCAGGUGUCCUGCAACUAUGAUUACUUGGUGACUCUGCCUCAUGUCCAGAAGUAUCUGCUGUCAGUUCGCUACAUCGAGGAACUCCAGAAGUUUGUAGAGGAUGACAACUUCAAGCUGUCUCUAAAGAUUGAACCUGGCAACAGUUCCCCUCGCAUCGCUUCCUCUAAAGAAGAUCUGGCAGGUCUGUCUGAGGUGUCGGCCUCCAUGAGGUACAGCCGGCGGCCCACCUGCCCUGACACCUCUGUGGGGCUUCGGAUCCCCACCCCCCCGCCCUCUCACCACAGGAAGAGCCAUAGUCUGGGGAACAAUAUGAUGUGUCAGUACGGCAUGUCAGAGAGCAGGAGCGCCACGUUUCCCAUCGAGAAAGCCCGCCACCUGCUGGACGACAGCUUCUUAGAGUCCAACAGCCCGGCCAGGAACGACCCGUACAGCAACUCUGUGUCCAACGGCCUGUCCAUGGGCAGCAGUGAAAGCUCUUUUGGGGAGGAGCUGUCUCCUGGAAUGGAGAGGGGCCGCAUGUACGCCACACUGGGCCCCAACUGGAGGGUCCCUCUCCGAAACUCCCCCCGGAGCCGCAGCUAUGUUUACAGCUCCUCCGCUGCCAACUCCUGCUACGGCUGCAGCGAGGAGGACAACGUGACUGUUGAAGGACCGCUGAGGAGGAAGACCCUUCUGAAGGAGGGGCGCAAACCCAAGUUGUCUUCGUGGACCAGAUUCUGGAUCACUCUGUCUGGAUCAACUCUGACUUUCUUUGGGGCCAAAGCUCUGAGGGCCUCUGAGAGAAAACAUUAUAAGUCCAGCCCCUGUAAGAAGGUGUGUGUGACGGGGUGGAUGGUGGUGCUGCCAGACAACCCGGCCAGACCCAACAUCUUCCAGCUGAACGACCCUGACAAAGGAAAUGUUUACAAGUUCCAGACAGGAUCCAGGUUCUCAGCCAUCAUCUGGCACAAAAACCUGGAGGAGGCGUGUCGGAGCAGCAGACCUGAGAUACCAGCAAACCUCAUGUCAUUUGAAUGAGAGCAGACUCCAACCAGCGGGACGUUAAUGUGCCAAACUCAUGGGGUUAGGGAAGCAGAGACUCAAACAUGGACCCCAGUGGAGAGAUGAAGAAGUGAUGAUGAUGAAGAAGUGAUGAAGAAGCUGGAUACGUGACUGUGUACGCCAACACCUGCUUUCUUUCUUUACCAGGACUAAAUUAAAUGUGAACUGUGGACAAAUUGAGUUAAUGGAGGACUUUGUUAUGCUGCUUAAAACAUGUGAACAGCGUAUGUUUUUUGGCCCAUGUUGGGUUUCUGUUUGGGGGAGGAUGAGGAGCAGACCAGUGUUAUACAGCCUCUCCAUGGAGCUCGGGGUUUUAACACAGAAACCCCUUACCACUUUUAAUCGAGUGGUUACAUUUGUGAAUCUAUUUCUGCAUUUCAUCAUACCGGGAAAAAGAGUAGGAAACGACACGCAUCCCAAACUUGUGAACCUACGGAAAAUGUGACGGUUUUAUUAUCACGGUGGAAGAGCAGAGGAGGAGUCUUCAUCACCUUCAGCCCUGUGACUCACAGACUGAACAUGUUCAUAAAUCGUAGAAUUAGUAGUCGUACGUAAACACUAGGGAAGCAUGAAGAGGGCUUUUAGAGCCUGAAGGUCACUCACCCCCCCCCCCCCCCCCUCGCUACCUCAGCUGGUAGUCCUCCUGUUCAACAAGGUUUACAAAUAGCAACGAGUCACAUUUUCUACAGAACAAAUCUCAACACCAGGUGAUCAUUACAAUCAGUAGCCAAUCAGAGGAGCCAGCUGUUUCUAAGCAAUGAAGUACAAUACUUUGGGUGGGUGUAAAUACUGUUUUUAUUUGUAAAAGAGUUUAUUUUUUGACAGUUGGCCAUAAAAGGGAAACAUUAUAUUCGAUUCACCAAUCUAACACUCAAAAUGAAGGAAUGAGGGAAGACGUUGGUAAAUAACCUGCUUCAGAAGCAGCAUUGCAUUUUUUUUUUUAAGGGUAAUUGUUUAUCACAACUUGGAUUGUUUUGAAGAAGUUUGGACUCACAAAUGACAGAGAGAGAGGUGGUGACAUCCUUUUGUAACACUCUCUAGCGCUCCAACACAUUGUACGUGAAAGGCGAAGGGGCGGGAUAUAUCUAAGCGGUUGACCAAUCACAACAGAGCCGGCCAGCUAACCAAUCAGAGCAGACUGGGCCCUGGUUUCAGACGGAGGGUGAAAAGAGGUACAGGCAGUAUGAGAGAAAUAAAGAGCUUUUUAAACAUUAAAGCAAGGAGACAUGUCACAGUAGAGACACUACAUACCAAUAUGAAACUAGAAAUAGGGCCUCUUUAAGAUUAACAACCUUUAAGGAUGCAUCGGGAAACAAAGGGGUUCAAGAUAAUCUGAUUAAUAUGUUGGUUUGUUUCCAAUCUAUCUGAUGAUAUGAAGCUAAGAUCCCAGUUGUGAUAAACCUGAAUGGUCCUUUUAAGAGUAGAAACAUUUCAAUGGAGAAUAACUAAUUAACUAAUGCCAUAUUUCUAAUGUUUCCCUGUUGUAACUGUCAGUCAUUUAUUUAAAAUAUUGCAAAAAGAAGAUUGAGAAACAAUUACAGUACUUGUCAAGUGUAAUCAUGUAGUAAAGAAUUUCAUAAUUUUGAUGUUUUUCAUUCAUGUAUUGUCCUUGACUUAAAAAAAAAUGUGGACAACUUUUAACAUUUCUUCAACUAGUCCAAAUGUUGUGUGAUUCAGUCAUGAAGGCUGUGUUUAAUAUGAAGAGGACCACAGCUGUGAUUAAGCCCAUUCAAUACAAGUCUUAUCAUUUAUCGAACAGCUCAUUUCAGAAAAUCCAUUAGCAGCCCGCUGAAACUCGCCUAUUUUGAUUUAUCCGAGUGUGUAUGAAGGGUAUAAAUUGCAGAAAAAAUGGAAUUGCAUAACCCGAAAAAGUCUUUGCUAAUUCAUUUAAAAAAUAACAAUGAAAACCAAUGGUUGCUGGGGAGAAAACACACCAUGUGGUCCUUUUGAAACCACAGCACAUUUCUUCUUAUUGUGAAAGUAGAAUAUCAUUUCCAUCCAGUAAAAUAGACCAUAAAAUGUGCACACUUUACACUCAUCACCUGUGAAUUACUGAGCCUGUGUUUUGGUUUUUAUUAAGUAUUGUACUAUUUUAUUAUUGCAGACGAGCUGAACAAAGUGUACUGCAUUGAUGGAUAUUACUGCAUUACUUUUACGAUGAGUGUAAACAAACAUGUUGCCGUCAUGUCACUUUGCUGUUGAUGUACACUUUAUUCAACGUUUUUUAUUUCACACGCUAUUUGAAGACUACCACUUCAGUAAAUAUGUAUAAUUAAAGAAACAGUUGAACAUG